Messenger RNA from Episyrphus balteatus (marmalade hoverfly), 3345 nucleotides. It is a transcript of the gene su(r), whose product is annotated as dihydropyrimidine dehydrogenase [NADP(+)]. The record is from RefSeq and is a predicted model, not a curated record. Gene Ontology annotation, molecular function: uracil binding; dihydropyrimidine dehydrogenase (NADP+) activity; iron-sulfur cluster binding. The coding region runs from base 163 to 3267 and encodes 1034 amino acids. Gene Ontology annotation, biological process: uracil catabolic process; 'de novo' pyrimidine nucleobase biosynthetic process; thymine catabolic process. Gene Ontology annotation, cellular component: cytosol; cytoplasm. The transcript is spliced from 12 exons. NCBI's taxonomy places the organism in Eukaryota, Metazoa, Arthropoda, Insecta, Diptera, Syrphidae.
UGGCGCUUCCAGUGCGAAGACCAAUCUACUUAAAUAUAUUCUAUAUAAAAUAUUAUUUUUCUGUGAAAAAAAUCUAAAAUCUAAAUCUAUAUCGAAAAAAAAAGUCGUUAAGUGUAUCUAGCGCAAAUACUUUUCAUCUCUAAAAGAUAUUAACCAAACAAAAUGAGUCCACCAGCAUUAUUGAGCAAAGAAGUUCCCGACAUCGAGAACUUAUUAAGCCUUAAUCCACGAGUAAAAAGCAAAUGCUCACUUGUUCCAACUUCAAAUACCAAAGUUAUCAAAAAACAAUGGAAGAGAAAUUCCGAUCACUCUUGUUCGGCUCCAAUAAAACUGAAGAACAACUUUGAAGAUGUCAAACAUACAACUUUAUCGGAACGUGGUGCCCUCAAAGAAGCUGCUAGAUGCUUGAAAUGUGCUGAUGCUCCUUGUCAGAAAUCUUGUCCCACUCAAUUGGAUAUAAAAAGCUUUAUCACCAGCAUUGCCAAUAAGAAUUACUAUGGAGCUGCAAAGGCUAUUUUCUCUGACAAUCCCCUUGGACUGACAUGUGGAAUGGUCUGUCCAACUAGCGACCUCUGUGUUGGUGGCUGCAACUUGCAGGCCUCUGAAGAAGGACCAAUCAACAUUGGUGGCCUUCAGCAUUAUGCCACAGAUGUUUUCAAGCAAAUGGGUGUCAAACAGAUCGUUCCACCUGGCCAGAAGCCAUUGGCACAGCCAAACAAGAAAAUUGCCCUCCUUGGUGGAGGACCGGCUUCAUUGUCUUGUGCGACUUUCCUAGGACGCUUAGGUUACAAAGAUAUAACCAUCUAUGAAAAGCGUUCUUACUUAGGAGGUCUGAGCUCAGCUGAAAUCCCACAAUAUCGUCUGCCAGUCGAAGUGGUUGAUUUUGAAAUUCAAUUAGUCAAGGAUCUUGGGGUGAAAUUCGAGACUGGGCGAUCUUUAUCUACCAAAGACUUGACCGUUUCGGGUCUAAUUUCAUCGGGUGUUGAUGCAGUCUUCCUUGGAAUUGGAUUACCUGAACCCAAACUUGAUCCCAUUUUUAAAGGUCUUGAUGAAUCUGUUGGAUUUUAUACUUCAAAGAGUUUCCUUCCACUCGUGGCUAAUGGAAGUAAACCGGGACUAUGCGCAUGUAAAGCAAGUCAAGCUUUGCCCGAAUUAUAUGGCAAUGUUAUAGUCUUGGGAGCUGGUGACACAGCUUUUGAUUGUGCAACAUCGGCCUUGAGAUGUGGAGCUAAAAGGGUAUUCGUAGUUUUCCGAAAGGGAUCAUCAGGCAUUCGAGCUGUGCCAGAAGAGGCUGAAUUGGCUAGGGAAGAGAAAUGCGAAUUCAUGCCGUACUUGUCGCCAAUGAAGGUCAUUGUAAAGGAUAACAAGAUUACAGCAAUGGAAUUCUGUCGCACUGAACAAGACGAAAAUGAUAAAUGGGUUGAAGACAAGGAACAAAUCACCAGAUUGAAGGCUAACUUUGUUAUAUCGGCUUUUGGAUCGGGACUUUAUAACCCUGAGACUACUAACGCUUUAAGUCCGAUUGAGUUGGACAGAUGGGGCUUGCCUAAAAUAGACUACACAACCAUGCAGAGUUCACUGAAGAACGUUUUUUGUGGCGGAGAUCUAGCUGGUGUGGCCAACACGACCGUUGAGUCUGUGAACGAUGGAAAGACUGCCGCCUGGCACAUGCAUUGCUACUUACAGGGACUUCCAUUGACAACACCUCCAAAGUUGCCACUCUUCUACACAGACAUUGACAAUGUUGACAUUUCUGUAGAAAUGUGCGGACUUAAAUUCGAGAAUCCAUUUGGUUUAGCUUCAGCUCCACCAACUACAAGCGCUGCCAUGAUUCGUCGUGCAUUUGAACAGGGCUGGGGAUUUGUUGUUACCAAAACAUUUGGUCUCGAUAAGGACUUGGUGACUAAUGUUUCUCCAAGAAUCGUUCGAGGAACAACCUCUGGCUAUAAUUAUGGCCCACAACAAGGUUGCUUCUUAAAUAUUGAGUUAAUUUCGGAAAAACGUUCCGAAUACUGGUUCAGAUCAAUUGCUGAACUUAAGAAAGACUUCCCAGAAAAGAUUAUCAUUGCCAGCAUAAUGUGUUCGUAUAAUGAGGCUGAUUGGGUUGAAUUGGCAACUAAGGCCGAAGCUUGUGGUUCGGAUGCUCUCGAAUUGAAUCUCUCAUGUCCACAUGGAAUGGGUGAAUCGGGAAUGGGUUUAGCUUGCGGUCAAGAUCCAAUUUUGGUUGAGAAUAUCUCGAAAUGGGUGAGGAAAGCUGUCAAGAUUCCUUUCUUCGUGAAGCUGACUCCAAACAUAACGGAUAUCGUAUCAAUUGCAUUGGCAGCUAAGCGUGGAAAUGCUGAUGGAGUUUCAGCUAUUAAUACCGUUCAAGGUCUUAUGAGUCUCAAAGCUGAUGCUACACCUUGGCCUGCUGUGGGCGCUGAUAAAAAGACAACCUACGGUGGAGUGUCUGGCAAUGCAACACGCCCAAUGGCACUGAGAGCUAUUUCUUCGAUAGCCAAUAAAAUUCCUGGCUUUGCUAUUCUAGGUAUUGGAGGCAUUGAUUCAGCGGAAGUGGCAUUGCAAUUUCUUCAUUGUGGUGCAAGUGUGUUACAAAUCUGCUCGUCUGUUCAAAAUCAAGAUUUCACCUUGAUCGAAGACUAUUGUGUCGGACUAAAGGCUUUGCUCUACUUGAAGGCUAAUCCACCUCCAAAGAAUUCACAAUUCUGGGAUGGACAGUCGCCGCCAAUUUCGAAGCAUCAAAAGGGAAAGCCAGUGCUUCAUUUGACCGGUGAAGGCAAUAAAACCCUGGGAUUCUUGGGACCUGCAAAGGAACAACGUGAAGAAAUUAUGCACAAUAUGCGCCAAGAAAAGGGUGCAAUGUGGAAGCUAGAUGAUAAUAAUGUAGUUACUCUGAAUGGAGAUAAGGAAAUUAAGCCUGCUCCAACAGUUAAAGAUAUUAUAGGACGUUCGUUGCCUCAUAUUGGAACAUAUAAGAGCUUAGAUAACAAGAAGCAAGCUGUUGCCUUAAUUGAUGAUGAUUUAUGCAUAAACUGUGGCAAAUGUUAUAUGACCUGCGCUGAUUCCGGCUAUCAAGCUAUUAAAUUUGAUCCAGAAACUCAUAUUCCUCUUGUGACGGAUGAUUGUACUGGUUGUACUUUAUGUGUAUCAGUUUGUCCCAUAAUUGAUUGUAUAAGCAUGGUCCCUAAAAAGAUUCCACAUGUUGUUAAGCGAGGUCUUGGAGAAGAGAAGACAUUCUACGCUCAUGCAUUGAGUCCUGUGCAAUAAAAAGAAACGGAUUACUUAUUUUAUCAAUAAAAUUUAUAAGUAAAGAAAAAUAAAAGCUUCAGACAUUAAAAAUUCUAA